Messenger RNA from Penicillium diatomitis, 1131 nucleotides. Its product is annotated as FAD synthase. Gene Ontology annotation, molecular function: FMN adenylyltransferase activity. NCBI's taxonomy places the organism in Eukaryota, Fungi, Ascomycota, Eurotiomycetes, Eurotiales, Aspergillaceae. The coding region runs from base 1 to 1131 and encodes 376 amino acids. The record is from RefSeq and is a predicted model, not a curated record. Gene Ontology annotation, biological process: FAD biosynthetic process. The transcript has a single exon.
AUGGCACAGUCUGUGGGCACUCAAUCAGGGUCGGCUGCAUCGCCUCUGUCUACCCACGCAUCUACGAGCGCAUCAGAUCACCUACGACCAUUCCGACCGGUCACAACAACCCCCCGCGAACAAUUACCCCGCGGAGUUGACUCGGCCGCCGCAGCGAGUCCGGAUCAAGGAUCUGGGCUUUCAGCCACUUCCAUUGCCCAGGAUAGAGAUUCCUCGGUGCCAGAAUCAACCUCUGCAGAGAAAGAUGGCAAUGAUGUUCCCCCGCUGCCAGUUGUGGUCGCCCAAAUCCAUGCUCGCGUGCAAUCAUUCCUCGACGAGUCACACCCACCCAGCUCCUUACUUGCCUCGGUGCAGCGACAGACUCGAAUGUCCCUCGACGUGGUGGCCAAGGCCCUGACAAAGUACAAGUUCUCUGAACUAUCAAUCUCCUACAAUGGCGGCAAAGACUGCCUUGUCAUGCUCAUCCUAUUUCUGGCGGGUCUUCAUCCCCACUUGAGUGCAACACAGUCUGGCCCAGACAGCACAACACCGCAGAGUAUCCCGGCCACCACUCCUUCUACAUCGACACCUUCCACAAGUGACCAAUCUGAGGGUUCUUCCGAGACAAUUUCAGAGAUACCUGCCAUCUAUGCGCUUCCCCCCGAUCCGUUCGAUGCCGUGGAGGACUUCGUCAUUACCUCGGCGCAGGCCUACCACCUCCAGGUUACCAAAUACACCACCGCACCCCCUGCCACCACCAUGCGCUCCUGCUUCGAGGACUACCUGGCAGGACACCCAGGUAUUCGCGCCAUCUUUGUUGGCACACGGCGGACAGAUCCCCACGGUGGGAAACUCACCCACUUCGAUCAAACUGACCAUGGCUGGCCGGACUUCAUGCGCAUCCACCCGGUGAUUGAUUGGCAUUACGCAGAGAUUUGGGCGUUCAUUCGCCACUUGGGCUUGACGUACUGCUCACUCUAUGACAUGGGUUACACCAGCCUGGGGGGCACGUCAGAUACGCACCCAAAUCCUCGGCUGCGAAAAGUCAGUGAAACAGGUAGUUUAAGCGGUGGCCACACUGAUGCUCAAACCGAAUAUCUGCCGGCUUACGAGCUCACCCAGGACCUGGAGGAGCGACUAGGCCGAAACUGA